GACAGCGAGUUCUCCCCCGUCUUCCGCCUCCUGACCAUCUUCGCUUACGGCACCUACGCCGACUACCUGGCUGAAGCAGCAAACCUCCCUCCCUUGUCAGAGGCUCAGAAGAACAAACUGAGGCACCUGUCAGUCGUCACUCUGGCUGCCAAGAUCAAGUGCAUCCCCUAUUCGGUGCUGCUGGAGCAGUUACAGCUGAAGAACGUCCGACAACUGGAGGACCUUGUGAUUGAGGCUGUGUAUGCAGAUGUGCUGCGAGGGAGCUUGGAUCAGCGGAACCAGCGCCUGGAGGUGGAUUACAGCAUUGGGAGGGACAUCCGGAGGGAGGAGCUAAGCACCAUCACCCGCACAUUGCAGGAGUGGUGCCAGGGCUGCGAGGUUGUCUUGUCGGGCAUUGAAGAGCAGGUUAGCCGGGCCAACCAGCAUAAAGAGCAACAGCUGGCACUUAAGCAGCAGAUAGAGAGCGAGGUGGCAAACCUGAAGAAGACCAUUAAAGUGACAACAGCAGCUGCUGCAGCAGCCACAUCCCAAGACCCGGAGCAGCACCUAACAGAGCUCAGGGAGCCGGCCCCUGGCACCAAUCAGCGCCAGGCGAGCAAGAAAACUUCCAAAGCCAAAGGGCUCCGGGGCAGUGCGAAGAUUUGGUCUAAAUCAAACUAGUUGGAUCUCCCUUCACAACUGGGAGGGUGAGAGGAAGAGAUUUGGGGGAUGGAGGGGUAGCAAGGGUCCCAAGUGUGAUGCUUCUGAGCUCUUCUCUGAGAUCCUGUCUUGCCAACUAAUUCUCCUGCAUGUUUGUUCUCUUUCCUAUCUUCUUUACCGACUUCCCAGGCAGUGCCUCCCUCCUCUUCAUUACAGCAUUUCACACUCUAAGCUUCCAGUUGUACGCGUUGCUGUUUCCCUUACCCCUCAAGCCCCCAUAGCCACAGCUGUGUGUUUCUCUCUUUCUCUCUCCCUGUCCUUUGACAGGUCAAUUUAAAGAGCCAUAGAACUGUGUCGGUCACCUUUGCACCCGCAGGGCAUCACAGAAGCU
Molecule: messenger RNA, 1030 nt
Organism: Pelecanus crispus (Dalmatian pelican)
Lineage: Eukaryota; Metazoa; Chordata; Aves; Pelecaniformes; Pelecanidae
Source: RefSeq, a predicted model, not a curated record